This is a messenger RNA of Cornus florida, 1710 nucleotides long. RefSeq names its product vegetative cell wall protein gp1-like. The record is from RefSeq and is a predicted model, not a curated record. Bases 93 to 1370 code for a protein of 425 amino acids. Lineage: Eukaryota; Viridiplantae; Streptophyta; Magnoliopsida; Cornales; Cornaceae. The transcript has a single exon.
ACCCUUUCAUUUUCGUGUUCUAUGUUUGUUUUGAUUACAUAUAUAACUUAGUUUGGAAGAGUCUUUCCAAACUCAUAUUCUAUCCAUCAAAUAUGGCAAGCCAACAACCACCUGUUCGCCCAUGGUUCCGACUAGCUGCUCGCCCUGCCCCGGCAGCAGCCCCUGCACCAUCUCCAACCCCAAGUUUUCAACCUGCCCCACCCCAACCAAGGCCAGCUUUUGUUCGACCCACAUUUGUCCAAACAUUUAGGCCCCCAGUAGCUCAGUCUCAGCCAAAUCAACCUCAGGAACCUGCUGCACCUCCUCCUUUCGGUACCGCUUCUGUCCCAUCAUCUCCAAUUACCAAAGCUUCUGCUCCGUCAUCUUCAUUGACAUCUUCUCCAGCGCCUGCUUCAACAAUACUAGUUCUUUCAGGUGCGUCUUCCUCUUCAGUGCCUCCAUCACCUAAACCAAUUGUUUCAGCUCCUUCAUCUUCAUUACCAACUUCUCCAUCAGCUCUUUCAGCUGCAUCGUCUUCUUCAGUGCCACCACCAUCUCCUAAAAUAAAAGUAAUUUCACUUCCUUCAUCUUCAUUACCAACUUAUGCUGCCCCCAGUGCCAGAGCACUGGUAGAGCCUUCUUAUCCAGCGCCAGUGGCACCACCACCUUCCCCUGUGCGUGCUGCCCCCACAUCUGUCCUCAUGACUGCUCGUGCUGCCUACCCAACAAUAUCUCCCCCAAAGGUGAAGCCUAGUACUCCGUUGUCUCCUCUAAUCCUACCCCCGGCUCAAAUUAAGUCUGAUGUGCAACCAGAACCCCCCAAGAUUCCGGCAGAAGCAGAGCAGAAAACUGUGUUGUUACAAGAAACCAUUGAAAAACCUGUGGUGAUGCCCAAAACCUCUUCCAAUGGUGAAUUCCAAAGGUAUGGGGGGCGAGAAGUAAAGAAACCAGACAGUCAGACGUCCAAAGACAAAGGAGGUAAGUAUAAGAAGUGGUCUUCUUCGGAAUCUGAAGAGGGUGGGAUGAGAAUUAUAACACUUGCAGGUGAAAACAAAGGUGCUAUUAUGGAGUUGAGCCCUUCCCAGAAGAAGUCGCAUGUGAUUGGGGGAAACCCUCCUCCUCAUAAUGUUCUUUACAAGAAAGGCAAUAUAGCUUUGGGCGAUGAUGAGAAAUCAGAAGGGGGGUUGAGCAAGAUGAUAAAUAAUGAGCACAAGACAUCACCACGUACACCACCACCACCACCCAUGACCACCGCUUUCAUGAACAGCAACGUACAGGGUGUGAAUAACUCCAUUCUCUUCAACUCUUCUUCCACUCACCAUGAUCCUGGUGUCCACCUUUCUCUCUCCAGAAAGCUCAAUGGUGGCCAUGGAAUGCACCUCAAGGAUUAACAUCCAUCUCGAUCAUCUGAGCUAGGGUAUUCAAUCAACCUCUGUUUUGAGUUUAAUUUUAAUGAAGGAAAACUACGUACUGCAGUUUUAUGUAAUUGGAAUAAAUAAAUAAAUAAAUAUAUAUAUAUAUAUAUAUAUACACACACACAUAUGAUAAAAAGGGGUAUGGAUUCUGAUUCUGCCUUGUUGCAUUCCAGCUGGCCUCAUGGAUUAAGGUUACUGAAGAGAAGCCACCCCUAUUUAUUUAUUUAUGUUUGAUGUGAUAUGACCGAGUGGAUUUAUGUAUAAAUAUCAUGAAGUAAUAAACAGUUCACGUUGCUAUGCAACAUUAUUUGAAUAA